Molecule: messenger RNA, 4245 nt
Organism: Heterobilharzia americana
Lineage: Eukaryota; Metazoa; Platyhelminthes; Trematoda; Strigeidida; Schistosomatidae
Source: the annotation of a GenBank genome assembly
GCACUUGUAUUUUUAAUAGUUAUUAUUUGAUAGCGUUAACUUUUCAUACACAUAUUUUGCAAAAUAAAUCGUUCACGUACAUCAAUAUUUCCACUAAUUCGUAUAAGCCAUGCAGAAUGUGAUGAGUCGAAGUAUGAUAAAUGGGGAUUCACCGUACUAUUCAGCCACCAUAACGAGAUCACCAGUUUAUGGUCUUGGCUUGGGUAUAUCUGGUAUAAGGUUGUCCCAUACUGAUGCAACAAAAUUUAUGAUCUCAGAUGUUAUAAAUGGAGGUCCUGCGUUUAACAGAGUCGGUAAAGAUGAUGAGUUGAUAGGUGUAAACGGUGUUAGUUUGGAAGGUUUAAAGUACUCAGAAGCGAUACAGAUUUUGCGUGACUGUGGUGAAGAAGUUGAGUUACAGCUGAAAAGAUGUGAGAAGGAUGCUAGCUACCAUGCUCCGAUUCCUGAUUUCACGGAAGGAAGUACUACUCAGCAUAAGAGCUUUUCGUCGUCAGGAAGAUAUUUUCAACCAGAAUUCUUUGAGUCAGUUUGUUCGAAUCAUGGUACGAAUGCAUUAAAGUACUGUAGUGAUACUGCUCUAUGGAACAAAAGUUAUCAGUCAAAGGAAUCCAUCAAGGAAGAUCACCCGCGCCUUGUGGAAAUACAUUUAAAAGGAAGAAACGCUGGAGAAAGUUUGGGUGUAGAACUUUUGAGUCGCUUGAUAGUGGCUUCUGUAGAUAAAGGGAGCAUGGGGGCUCAAGCUGGUUUAAAAUGUGGUGAUCGGAUUGUAACACUUAACGGGAUUAAUGCUGCUCAUCUGAGUCUGAUUGAUACCGCUAAUAUGUUACGUCGUCAGGAAACCGUACUUUUGGUGGCCAGAGAGCCUUGUUUUAAACAAAAUGUACCUAACAAUUAUAUGAAUACACCACCUCUAAUAAAUUCGUCGAGUGUUCCUGCUGAUCUUUCUGGUUUGGUCGCUCAUCAGUUAACUGAUUAUAACAAACAGUAUCCAUUACCUCAGCCAAUAAUGCAUCCAGAAAAUACUUUCGAAUAUCAAGUAGGGGAGAGACAGUUUGAACAAGCGUAUCAGAGAGAAAAUCACGUCUAUCAGAAUUUGGGAAAGCACCAUAGAAGUUACGAAGGCUUUGAUAAUAAAACUUGUAUCUGCGAUAAUACUUAUGUCAAAAGUCCGACUGUUUUAACCCACUCUCAAGAUAAUAUUCCCAUCACCUGUGGAAACCAGUGUAAAUACAACAUGCACCAUAACAAUGUUUCACUUUAUAAGUCAAAUCCUAAUCUAAUCUGUUUGAAAAAAUCAGGCAGUCAAUUGCCAGAUUUAAAUGAACAUAACUGCUUGAAUUCUAUUGGAAAUAAUAAGAAACAACCAUUGGGUUCAAUGAAUUCACCUAAAACAAGGAAAGUAACACUUCAACUUAAUAACAGUAAAGGUGAAGUUGGUUUGGUGUUGAUUGGAGGUAAUACAACAGGCAUAUAUGUGAACAAAGUGAUACCCGAUUCCGUAGCUGAUCAAGCUGGUGUUGGUGAAGGAGAUAAACUAAUAAAAUUGAAUGGGAAUGACCUAAAGGGAUGGACUAAAGAAGAAGUUUUCUUGUCGCUUAUGGCCAAUGAAAACAAAAUGAUACUUGAAUUACUUCAUGAUCCAUUAUCAUAUCGUAAAUUACUUGAAAGCGAAAAUCCCUAUGAAAGUUUUUAUAUCAGAGCGUAUUUUAAUAUGAAUCAAUAUGUGUCUGGCUCAUCAGCAUUAAUAUCAUCCACUAAAUAUUCAGGUUUAAAUAUAUUAAAAGGUGAUAUCUUUCAUGUACACAAUACACUAGUUGAUGAUGCGCUUGGAAGUUGGUUGGCAAAGAAGGUCUAUCCAAAUAUUAGUGAUAUUGGUUUAAUACCGAAUGAACAAAGAGCACAACGCUACAUAUCUGUUAAUCAAGUUCAAGAUAACCAAAAAACAUCAUUUACCCUACCGUCAUAUGAAAGAGUUAUACAGCUGGAAAGAUUUCCAUUUCCCCGACCAGUUGUAAUAUUUGGUCCAUUAUGUGAAUUAGCACGUCAACGUCUUGCACAAAUGUCAUCUAUUUCAUCAACAAAAACUGAUUAUUUUAUUGAAGAAACAAUGAAAUUUAUUAUCCCACCAAUAAAUUCAGCUUUCUCUAAUCUAAGCAACCAUUUAUCAACCAGUGGGCAAAAUAUUAACAAUAAUAAACUUUACGGUUUAGUCAGAUUGAGUGCAAUCAAUGAAUGUAUGAAAAGAGGUUAUCACUGCCUUUUGGAUAUUGGUUCUGCAGCUAUUGAACGUCUUGGUAUUCUAGGAAUCCCACCAAUAGUGAUAUUGAUCAAUCCAUCAUCAAAAUCUCAGUUGAAAGAGUUACUUAAGCAUUAUUGGCAAUUUAAUAAAAACUCUGCUGCUUUAUUAAUCCCCUCAAAAGCAGGCAAUCGUACACGUGCCACAAUUAGAGAGAUGGUUACAUUCUUAUGGAAUUCUGUAGUUCAUUUACGUCAACAUAAAUCUUAUUUUAUAACAGACACUGUACCAUUGUUAACGAUUAAUUCAAAAAAGAAUUCUUUCUCAGAAGUUGAAUGGCUGCGUAACCUAACUGAAGUAAUAAGGCAUCAUCAAAAUUCACCGGUGUGGAUUGGUGAAGAAACAGAAAUUGGACAGUUGCAACUCAGUGAAACAGCUGAAGAAGACGAGACAGUUACAAAAGAUGAUCCUGACACUCCUAGACCUAGUUUUUGCAAUACUAGUCAUAAUAAUGUUGAUAACCAAACAGAAACUAGAAGGUCAUUUCGUAGUCAAAGAGAAACAAGCGAAAAAAUGGAUGAGAAUGUAGAAAACCAGAAUUUUUCCACCCUUCGUCAAAAUGGUAUUUAUCCUGUUUCAUCUGAUCAUGGGAAAGUUUAUCAUUCAGAUGAAGAAAAAUAUAAUAAUGAACCUAUUCCAUUCAAAUCCAAUGACAAACUGAAUUCAAAAGGCUUUUUCGGACAUAAGUGCGAUUGUGGUAACAUGAAUCAAAUCAGUAGAGAAGAGGACAACUUUAGGCAGAUAAAUGAACACACAGAUGUUUCGGCUGCCUUGAACUUCCCACCACUGUCAUUAGAAACACUGAGGUUACACAUUGAAUCAACAUCAAUAAAAUACCCCCAAGUCAAUCAAUCUCUAUGUGAGAAAAAAAAUGUCUUGAGUAAUACUCACCCAAUAAACGACUCAGAACCGAUUGAUGGCCAGACUCCAACAAUCAGUCCAACUCUGUCUUUGCAUCAUUUAGUUUUUGAUGAAAUUACGUCUUCAGAUUGUCGCCGAAACGAUGAUCAGAAAGCUCAGUCACUAGACCUAAUGAGUAAUACAGCUGAUCCACACUCUGCUAUUUCAUCACUUCCCACAUCACCAAGAAUAAUUCUAGCUGAAAAAUGUGGAGAAUUCGGUCCAGAAGGUGGUAUUCUGGAAAUAACCGAACACAAAGUUUGCCUGAGGAUUCCCGCUGGAGCUAUUUCUGAGGAAGAAGGAAUGCAAAAGAUAUUUCUAAGAGUUUAUGACAGUGGAAAUGAACUUCCUUUAGAUGAUUUACCAUCAGAAUCUCGUUUACCUUCAGAUAAGCCUAUAUUAGUUAGUCCAAUGGUGAUGUGUGGUCCAAGAGGUUUAAAAUUUCAUAAACCAGUUGAAUUAACCGUUCCACGUUAUCCAUUAGACUCAGAAUCAAGUGAUGAAUCUGAAAUAAAUUGUGGUAAACAUUUAGAAAAAUGGAAUUUAUCCCUAUUACAUGCCUCAGCUAUUUCUACUUCAACAUCUACUGAUAAUGAUUCUCUACCAAGAACUUCACGUUCAAAUGAACCAACAAAAUGGCAUGAAAUUCCAUUAAGUGCUAACAAUGAAUUAUCUUUAAGAAAAGGUAAAUAUCAAUCUCAAGGACAAAAAAAUGGAAAUAAUCAAGGAAUUCUUUCCAUGAUUAAGGAUUCAAAAAUUUCUAUACUAAUUGAUCACUUUUAAUAUUUUUACUGUCAUUUUAGUUUACCUAUUCUGGUAUAUUAAGUUUAAUGAGAACUUUUUAAAUUGUACUGAAUCAUUCCAAUAAUCUUUUGUCGAAUAAUCAAUCCUUUAGAUGUAUUUAUCUUUUACUUUGAGAAAAAUGCAUUUCAAUUCUCUUCUUUGACUAUUCAUCAAUUGAAUUGAUCAACUUUCUAUCCUAACUUGUAAUUCUAUUGUAACAAAUUACACCUUUUAGGAUAAAUUUAAUAAAAUUUUAAUUUAUACUU